Messenger RNA from Paramecium tetraurelia, 1354 nucleotides. RefSeq lists its product as uncharacterized. The record is from RefSeq and is a predicted model, not a curated record. Lineage: Eukaryota; Ciliophora; Oligohymenophorea; Peniculida; Parameciidae. The transcript has 2 exons.
AUGAACUAAAAUAAUAGACAUCACUUUUAAGAUAGGGACAUUGAAGUGAAAUGGAGAAUUGAAUAGAAAAUAAUCUCACAACAGAAUACCGAUCUUCCAUAAUAAUAAGUUCCUUAUGAAAUUAGUUUAGAAAAUAAUCCAGAUAUGGAAAUACAGCCUGGAUUUGUAGGAGGAAGAGUAAAUUUUACUAAUGGAUAAAGCUUCGUAGCUUAAAUUUAAGAAUAAACAAAUUUAUGUUAUAUCUUUGAUCAACAAAGUAACAACUGGGUUACAUUAUAGCAGAAAAUAGAUGAAUAUUAAUAAAAAUAAUAAUAACCUCAAUAAUUGAUCCCAAUAUAGAAUCAAGGUAAUAGUGAAUAAGGACUGGUUGUUGAAGUAGUCAAUUAUGAAAACUUCAAUGAAUAUGAAGGAUUUAUCUCAGAGAAAGAUUUCGAAAACUAAACAGAAAGUCUUGCAGAUUUGGAUGAUUUAAAUAAAGAGAUAGCAGAUAAUAUUAAAAACAUCUUUAAUAAUAGCAGCCCAGUAUAAUUAAAGCUUAAAAAUUAAGAUUCUUCAUUGGAUGUGAAAUUACUUUUGGCAAAAGGAAAGAAAACCAUUGAGUAUAAUAUAAAAAUUUCACUAAAUUUAAAGGAAUAAAAUCCAGAAGAGCAAGAAAAAAGGAGAAAAGAAAAGGAAGUAAAAAAGUAAAAUGAAAAAUUUGAAAAAAUUGAAAAGAAUUUGGAAAAACUAUAAUCAGAUACUGCAGGCCAAAAUUAAAUAGUUAAUUAAAUCAAAUAAGAUCUUAACAGUUUGAAGUUUGAUGUAGCAAAAUAAAUAUAAUAAGUCGAAUAAAAACUUAAUAUACAAUGCCAAUAAUUAAUUCAAAAAUAGUAAAAUCCAUAUAAAAAAAUAUCCCUAAAUUAAUUAUAAUUGGCUUAAUAACAAGAUGGUAAUAUAUAUACAACUAAAUUAUUUAAUGGAUAAUAUGAAUUAGAAUUAUCUAUUAUUGAUGAUGAGGCAGAUUUUGAAGUUGGUAUAUUAGCAGAUGGCGAUUUAUAGAAUAUUGAAAAGAAAAAAGGAUCCUAUUAUAUCAGCUUGCCUGAAGGAACAUUUAAAAGAGGAACGACAGAAUAUGGAAAAUUGUUAACUUAUAAAUUAUAAAUUGACGAUAUACUAGGAGUAAGAGUUGAUAUUAAUAAACAUCUACUUUAAGUGAUUAUUAAUGAUUAUUAACUUCCUCCAAUCAGAAUUAAUGAUGCAAUUGAAGAUUUUUCAUUUUUUAUCAGAAGUUAAAAUGAGUGUUCAGAAUUUUCUGGGGAUACAUAAGUGUGAUUUGAAUAUUUAUCAUAGUCCAAAUAUAUUAAUUAUUAUAUCU